AUGUCUGAUCUACCAUCAGGUUGGGUUAAACACACAUCCAGUCGCACAGGUAAAGAAUAUUAUUAUAAUUCAGUAACCAAGGAGAGUCGAUGGGAACAUCCCGGUUUGACUGGUGGGAAAACAUCAGGUGGACGCAGUGGAGGAAAUGGUGAUCAAGUUCAAGUUCUUCAUAUUCUGGUUAAACAUACAGGUUCGCGUAAUCCGAAAAAUUAUAAAGGUGAAACAAUUACACGGAGUAAAGACGAAGCUCGAAAGAGACUUGAUGAAAUUAUAAAUGAAUUACAUAAUGCAAGUGAUCUUGAAUCGACAUUCCGUCACAUUGCUAAAGAUAAAAGCGAUUGUAGUUCAGGUCAACGCGGAGGUGAUCUUGGCAUGUUUGGACGCGGAGCUAUGCAGAAAGCGUUUGAAGAUGCAUCAUUCGCUUUAAAUGUUGAUGAAAUGAGUAAAGUUGUCGAUUCAGAUUCUGGUUUACACGUCAUUCUUCGCAUCGCUUAA
Messenger RNA from Adineta ricciae, 495 nucleotides. The record is from the annotation of a GenBank genome assembly. NCBI's taxonomy places the organism in Eukaryota, Metazoa, Rotifera, Eurotatoria, Adinetida, Adinetidae.